CCUUUAUUGAACAGACUGAAUGGACUCGCCCAUAAGCCGACCUCCUCUUAUGUCAGUAGUCACCAUGGUGGCACACAACAGAGACCCGUUGCGGCGGAUUUCUCGUCACUUUUGAAAACCUUCAAAAUGUUUGAUAAAGAAAUACUCCUACUAACUCGAGACUGAAAAAGCCAUCGACUACAAUGGACAAUCGCUGUAAUUUGUGGAUACUUUCUUCCUGUACAGAAGGGUAUUUUGAACGGUGAUAGCCAAAGAGAGCAGAAUGCUGAAGAAUGCCUUUUCCUCCCCCCGAGACUGCAUAAAUACAAGGACGAUUUCUCCAGAAACGCAUUGAGCAGAGUAAAAACAAAAAACUCUCCGUCAGCACACAGAAGGAUCCACACAUUCAGAUUCCACGCAGGCUUUGGCGAGAGGAAACCGUGCUCAUCCUCCGGGAUCGGACCGGGAACGUAAAGAAACCCCGCGGCUUAGCCUGUGGCCUGGGGACUAAGCCUCGGCUGAUGGGCCAGUGAAGUAGAGGUGCAGUUACCUAAAUAUUGUAUCAUUCGCUGAAAACAGUUUACAGACUUGAAAGUUACACUGUUGGAUUUACGUUCCUAAUUGUGUUGCGGCUGUUGUCAAAGCAAUGGCGUCUUACGUGGAUAACCGCUUUCGGCAGGCAGUGAUGAUGAACCCGGCCGAGAGAACGCAACAGGACUUGGAGGUUGUGUAUUCAUAUCUGCAUGGAAUGGAGGCAUUGUCAAAUCUCAGAGAGCACCAGCUCAGGAUCAUGUGUGAAACGGUCCGAUAUGAAAGACAUGAAGCCAACGAGGUGCUCUACUAUCCUGAUGACAUUGGUAACUGCUGGUACAUCCUCCUUUCCGGAUCCGUCUUCAUCAAGGAGUCCAUGUUCCUGCCCAGAAGCAGCUUUGGCAAGCGCUCAGCCGGUAGCCUCCGCCGUGGAUGUGAGUGCAUCGUUCUGGAACCUUCUGAGAUGAUUGUGGUGGACUAUAUGGAUGAGAAUGAGGAGUACUUCCAGCGGCAGGCUUCUCACAGGCAGUCCCGACGCAGGUUCCGCAAGAUCAACCAGAAGGGGGAGAGGCAGACCAUCAUCGAUACGGUGGACCCCUACCCCACAGGAAAGCCCCCCGCAGCACGCGGAUACCACACGGAAUGCAGUAAAGCAAAGCUCCCUGCGGACUUCAGCAGAUUGCACCUGGCCGACGGACUGCACCCCCAGGGGACGCACGUGUCCUCUAGCCAAUCAGGAUGUAGCAUCACCAGUGACUCUGGAAGCAGCAGCCUGUCUGACAUCUACCAGGCCACAGAGUGUGAGCCGGGCGACAUGGACCUGAGUGGCCUACCUGAGACGGCCGUGGACUCGGAGGAAGACGACGAUGAGGAAGAUAUCGAGCGCGCAUCCGACCCCCUCAUGAGCCGAGACAUCGUGCGCGACUGCUUGGAGAAGGACCCCAUGGACCGCACGGAUGACGACAUUGAACAACUGCUGGAGUUCAUGCAUCAGCUCCCUGCCUUUGCCAACAUGACCAUGUCCGUGAGGCGGGAGCUCUGUGCUGUCAUGGUGUUCGCAGUGGUGGAGAGGGCAGGCACUGUUGUCCUCAACGACGGAGAAGAGCUGGAUUCGUGGUCGGUGAUCUUGAACGGCUCGGUGGAGGUGACCUAUCCUGAGGGGCGCGCGGAGAUCCUGUGCAUGGGCAACAGCUUCGGCGUGUCGCCCACCAUGGACAAGGAGUACAUGAAGGGCGUCAUGAAGACCAAGGUGGACGACUGCCAGUUUGUGUGCAUAGCACAACAGGAUUACUGCUGCAUCCUCAACCAGGUGGAGAAGAACAUGCAGAAGGUGGAGGAGGAGGGUGAGAUCGUCAUGGUGAAGGAGCACCGGGAGCUGGACCGCACUGGAACCAGGAAAGGACAUAUCGUCAUCAAGGGCACGACUGAGCGUCUGACCAUGCACUUGGUUGAGGAGCACUCAGUAGUGGACCCCACCUACAUCGAGGACUUCCUGCUCACCUACAGGACCUUCCUGUCCAGCCCCAUGGUGGUGGGAGAGAAGCUUCUGGAAUGGUUCCACGACCCAAGCCUCAGGGACAAGGUUACACGGGUAGUCUUGCUGUGGGUAAACAAUCAUUUCAAUGACUUUGAGGGCGACCUCGCCAUGACCCGAUUUCUAGAGGAGUUCGAGAACAAUCUGGAAAGAGAGAAAAUGUGCGGGCACUUACGACUGUUAAACAUCGCCUGUGCUGCCAAAGCCAAGCUGCGGGUGGUGACCCUCACCAAGCCGUCACGGGAAGCCCCCCUGGCCUUCACACUGCUGGGGGGGGCGGAGAAGGGCUUCCGCAUCUUCAUCGACAGCGUGGAGCCCGGCAGCAAAGCUGCAGAGGCCGGCCUUAAGAGAGGAGACCAGAUUCUGGAGGUAAACGGACAGAACUUUGAGAAUGUCCAGCUCUCCAAAGCCAAUGAGAUCCUACGGAACAACACUCACCUUUCCAUAACUGUGAAAACCAACCUGCUAGUGUUCAAAGAGCUGCUGGCUCGACCCGAUCAGGAGCACGAGCAUGACGGGGAGGACGAGCCGGACCGCAAGAACGGUGCGCCGCACAUCCCCAAAAUCGGCGACAUGAAGAAGGCGAGCCGGUACUCCAUCCCAGACCUGGCGGUGGACGUGGAGCAGGUGAUGGGCCUGGAGAAAGUCAGCAAGAAGGGCAAGGCCAACACAGUGGGCGGACGCAACAAGCUCAAGAAGAUCUUCGACAAAACGCUCACCAGCAUCCUACCCCCCAAACCCUACAAUGAUGUUGGUGUGGGCCAGUCUCAGGAUGACAGUAUCGUAGGCCUGAAACAGUCCAAGCAGAUCGCCCCAGCGCUGCCCGUCAGCGGGAACCUGUCCUCCAGUAACCCUGACCUGCUGCAGUCCCACCACCGCAUCCUCGACUUCAACAACCAGCCAGAGCCUCCUCCAGCAAACAUGUCGGACCAAGUGCUACGUGUGUUUAAGGCGGACCAGCAGAGCCGCUACAUCAUGAUCAGCAAGGACACCACGGCCAAGGAGGUGGUGGCUCAGGCCAUCCGUGAGUUUGCCCUCACCGCCGCGCCAGACGCCUAUUCGCUGUGUGAGGUGUCCGUCACCCCGGAGGGCGUGAUCAAGCAGAGACGCCUCCCAGAGCAGCUCUCCAAACUGGCAGACAGGAUACAGCUCAGUGGCAGGUACUACCUGAAGAGUAAUAUGGAGACGGAGACGCUGUGCUCAGACGAGGAUGCCCAGGAGCUGCUGAGGGAGAGCCACAUCAGCCUGCUGCAGCUGAGCACGGUGGAGGUGGCCACCCAGCUGUCCAUGCGUGCCUUCGUGCUCUUCUCCGCCAUCGAGCCCACCGAGUACAUCGACGACCUCUUCAAGCUGCGCUCCGCCGCUCUGGCUGCCGCCGCCGCCGCGUCCAAGACCGAAGUCCCCACGUCCAGCCUCAAGCGCUUCGAGGAGGCCAUCAACCGCGAGACCUUCUGGGUGGCCUCCGAGGUGGUGAGGGAGCCCAACCAGCUCAAGCGCAUGAAGAUAGUCAAGCACUUCGUCAAGAUCGCGCUGCACUGCCGCGAGUGCAAGAACUUCAACUCCAUGUUCGCCAUUAUCAGUGGGUUGAACCUAGCACCGGUGUCUCGGCUGCGGGGCACUUGGGAGAAGCUGCCCAGUAAGUAUGAGAAGCUCUUCAGCGACCUACAGGACUUGUUCGACCCCUCCAGGAACAUGGCCAAGUACCGCAACGUCCUCAACAACCAGAACCUCCAGCCGCCAAUCAUCCCGCUCUUCCCCGUCAUCAAGAAGGACCUUACCUUCCUGCAUGAGGGUAACGACUCAAAGGUGGAUGGUCUAGUGAACUUUGAGAAGCUAAGGAUGAUGGCCAAGGAGAUCCGUCACGUGGGGCGUAUGGCUGCAGUCAACAUGGACCCCGCCCUCAUGUUCCGCACCAGGUACGUCUGCCCAGAAGGCUCCCAAACAGCCCCAAAUGAUCCACCCUACCCCUGGGCAGAACGGCUCACAUGUCACGGCUGCAAUGGUUCAUUCACAGCUACAGGAAAGACUCACGAAUCGCCCUGAGAAUGACUCACUGGUCUCUGUGUAUGGUAUGGUGGUGGCUAUGAAUGUGUAUGUGUGUGUGUGUGAGAAAGAGAGAGAUUACUACCUUCACCUCUUCCAGGUCCAACUGUGCUGUGCAGGCUAGCUUUCGGU
Molecule: messenger RNA, 4219 nt
Organism: Clupea harengus (Atlantic herring)
Lineage: Eukaryota; Metazoa; Chordata; Actinopteri; Clupeiformes; Clupeidae
Gene: rapgef2b
Product: rap guanine nucleotide exchange factor 2-like
Exons: 23
Coding region: 626-4087 (1153 amino acids)
Biological process (GO): small GTPase-mediated signal transduction
Molecular function (GO): guanyl-nucleotide exchange factor activity; protein binding
Source: RefSeq, a predicted model, not a curated record